UAAAAAAUCCCGGAACAAGUCUUGUUUAUACGAAGGCUUUUAAUGUGAACAAUCGUCCUACACAAGAGGAAGUGUAAAAGUGUGGAGAUCAGCCUAAUAGGGAAAUCACUAUUAAACGUCGGGGAGGAAAGAGUGGCGAGGGGCCAGCAGAUGUAACGGUAGAGAAAUAUAGUCUAAUAUGAUGAAAAGCAACAGCAUCACCAGCGAGGAGUUGGAUAUGGAGAUUCUACAAAUUCUGGAAGAUCAGAGAUUUUAUUUGUGUAAAUAUAUGGAACCUCAGAAUUACUACGCCUAUUUACGGUCCAAGCACGUGAUGACUGCUGAGGACGAAGAGGAAAUAAAGUCUUUGAGAACUCGCAGACAGAGGGCAGAGAGAUUUCUAGACAUACUCCUCCUCAAAGGACCGACCUGCUUCAAAGCGUUAGUGGACGCGAUACUCAGAAACGGGACUCAGCCUCAUCUGGCAGCAAAACUCAACAAAGAAUACGAACGAUUUAGGAGGAUUAAUUUGAAUGAUAAGGGAGCGGAUCUGAGACAUAAUUCUGUGAGAAUAGAUUUGGACAUAGAUGUAAACUUGCUUCCAAAACCUGUUAUAUCAAAUGAAGAAAAGAAAAUUCUUUGUUGAGUGACUUCUACUUUAUAAGAAGGAAUCUACUUCGAACUUGCUGUGCAUGAUCUUAUAUUCGAAAUCAGUGACUGAAAUCUUUCAGAUCUUUAUUCCAAUAAAAUUAUACUUUCAAGAAA
Molecule: messenger RNA, 744 nt
Organism: Saccostrea cuccullata (small rock oyster)
Lineage: Eukaryota; Metazoa; Mollusca; Bivalvia; Ostreida; Ostreidae
Product: B-cell lymphoma/leukemia 10-like
Exons: 3
Coding region: 179-625 (148 amino acids)
Biological process (GO): apoptotic process; canonical NF-kappaB signal transduction; positive regulation of extrinsic apoptotic signaling pathway
Cellular component (GO): CBM complex; cytosol
Molecular function (GO): kinase activator activity; transcription coactivator activity; NF-kappaB binding
Source: RefSeq, a predicted model, not a curated record